UUUACAUAACAGGGUAAAUAUUAGCAGAAUGUAAGUAUAGCUUUGAUUUUACCAUUUUACCAUAUUGCAGACUUGUCGGAAGUCUGUGGAAGAAGUGAAUGAUUUUCAUAGGAUUUCCAAAAUGGGACAUAAAGUAAUCGCCAUAUUCUUCACCUUAAUAUGUGCACCAGGUCUUUUUGCAAUGUUCCUGAUUCCAUCAAAAAACCCUGUGGCUGUUGGGACCAGUGUAACUAUACGUGCGAAUGACACUGGGAUCAUAACAAUUGGUGCCUGGUUAUAUGGACCUAGUGCAUUGUUCAUAUGGUACCCAGGGGGCAUUUUACCGGGAACUAGCCUCAAAAAUGGAACAGCAUUUGACAAUUCUACAUAUCAGCUCACCUUAUCGUCAGUAACGCUGAUGAGUUCUGGCCUGUAUGUAUUAGAAUCCUUAGAGCCGAUCAAAACACGAGCUGAGAUAACCUUAGAUGUUCAGGAACCUGUCGGUAAUGUAGCCGCAUUUGUAAGCAUGACAAACCUGGUGGAGUUUAACGACAACGUGACCUUCACCUGCACCGCCGUCAGCGGAAACCCGCUGUGGUUUUCAUGGCGCAACGGAAGCUCUACCGUCACAGCGGGAGGAAGAGUUGACCUCAGGAACGGUGGACGAGAGCUCUUCAUCAAUGGUGUGAUGCGCUACGACGAAGGACCGUUCAAGUGUCUUGUGGAAAACAACAUCAGCAAAGCAGAGUCUAAUCAAAUGAAUCUAAACAUAAGCUAUGGGCCCAGUAACAUGGCAGUGACAGCCUCGCCAGAGAAAGCGGCAUAUAUUUCUGGUUCAGACAUUUUUCUGUCAUGUUCUGCUGACUCUAAACCGGCAGCUUCUUUCUACUGGAUGUACAACGGCAAUAACCUAAAUGUCUCUGGUUCAAGUUAUAACCUUAGAAACACAACUUCUAACAGGAGUGGCCAGUACACUUGUGUUGCCAAAAAUGCAGUCACGCUCCGUUCUGUUGCAGUGAUAAAACAAAUUAAAAUAGUUGAUCCAAUAUUGUCAGUGACAGUGAAUCCAGCGGGCUCCCCAGUAGAAGGCAAUGUUUUUAAUCUAAGCUGUAAUGUUGUGGGGCCAGUGGACUCCAUUCUUUGGAUGAAGAAUGGAAUAUCCCUGGGUGCCGAUGAUACGAUCACUUUCUUCAAUAAAAACACAAUCUUGAGCUUUUAUCGUCUCGGUCUUCGUUAUGACGGACUGUACACGUGUGCUGCUAGUAAUGCAGUCAGCAACAUGACCAGUGGGGCCUACAAUCUUAUGGUCAACUAUGGCCCAAACAACACCGCAGCCUCUGGUCCAAAUAUAGCAGAAGUGGGAUCCAGCGUGACCUUCAGCUGUUCCUCAGUCUCUCGUCCUCAAAGUCAAUACAGCUGGUAUUUCAAUGGCUUAAAUGUGAAAAAUGCUUCAGUGUAUGUGACUGCGCCUCUCUCAAAAACCGGCAGCGGAGAGUACACCUGCAUGGCCUUCAAUAGCAUAACAGGCAGAAGCAGCAGUUCCUCCGUGACAUUAGCUGUAUAUGUUCCUGUCAGCAAUGUUACGGUGAAUGGGAACAAUCGGCAACCAAUCUUCAAUCAGCCAUUCACACUAACCUGCACUGCCAGUGGAGAUGUUCAAAACAUUCAGUGGAUGAAGAACGGCACAAAAAUAAACAGCGACAACAGGAUCAGUUUCACCGCUAACAACUCGGUUUUGAACUUUAACCCACUCACUCUAAGUGAUAAUGGGCUGUAUCAAUGUCUAGCUAGUAAUGCUGUCAACAACAUGACCAGUGCGGCCUAUAACCUCCAGGUCUUCUAUGGUCCUAGGGACACAACCAUCUCUGGACCAACUGUAGGAGCUAUUGGACGUAAUGUCACCUUCAGCUGUUCUGCUAAUUCUAACCCACCAAGUCGAUACAGUUGGUUUUUAAACAGCACAAAGGUGGGAGAGGGUCCAGUGUUAACCAGAGCUCUCUCUCUGGAUAGUGGUGGACUCUACACAUGCAUGGCCUCCAAUGAUAUCACAGGCAGCAUCAGCAAUGUAACACUGAAGUUAACUUUACUAUAUCCAGUCAGCAAUGUGAUUGUAAAUGCGGUCAACCAGCCACCAGUAUUCAGUCAGCCAUUUACUCUAACCUGCACUGCCUCAGGAGAUGUUCAAAACAUUCAGUGGAUGAAGAACAACAUGUUCCUUCUUCCUCGCACUGGAAUCACUUUCUCCACUGACAACUCGACAUUGAGUUUCCAAAGUCUAAAUCUGAAUGAUGAUGGAUAUUAUCAGUGUGCAGCAAGCAACAACGUCAGCCUCAUGACUAGCCUCGUUUAUGACCUGAAAGUCAACUAUGGUCCAUGGAACACGACAGUUGUUGGCCCAAGCAUGGGAGAGAUGGGGUCCAGUGUGACUUUCAGCUGUUCUGCAACCUCUCGUCCUAGUCAGUAUAGCUGGUUCUACAAUAAUUCAAAGGUAGGAGAUGGUCCAGUGUUUGUGAAUGCAGCUCUCUCACUGGCGAGUAGUGGACGCUACACCUGCAUGGCCUUCAAUAACAUCACAGGCAGCAGCAGCAAUGCAUCACUGGAGUUCACUGUAAUAGAAGCCAUUGUGAGAGUGGACAUCACCUCCAAUAAACCCAUUCCUCUGGCUUCCCAAAGCCUGCAACUCACCUGUAACGUGACGGGAGCCUACAACAGAGUCCUCUGGCUUCGAAACAACCAGUAUAUCCAGCCAUCAAACAGAGUCACGUUUUCCGCAGAUAACACCACCGUGACUUUCAAAGCCUUGCAGACUGCUGAUGACGGGAGAUACCAGUGCGUCGCUUCGAACGCAGUGAGACCGCAUUUCAGUCAGCCAUACGAUCUUGCGGUCGUCUUUGGACCAGAGAGUGUGACGAUCUUUGUGCGCCCUGGGAUUCCCCCUGCCCUGACAUGUCAAGCAGUGUCUCAGCCACCAGCUGUUUAUAAAUGGAUCCUCGAAAACAAUGUAGUAGUUGGAAAUCAUUCUUCCAUAUUGCUUCCCAUAAACUCUAUCUUUGGCAGCAAUUACACCUGUGUGGCCAAAAACCCACUGACCAAUGUGACACUCUACAUGAGCCACAUCCUCAAUUAUCCUGACGCAGCUGUCAGUGUCCAGGCGAGUGUGAUGUUGACGGCUCUGUUUGUUCUGCUGAUCCCAGUGCUGGAUGAAUGGCUCUAAUACUGAUAUUUCUGUGAACAUGCCAUCUGUCUUUGAGGCCAGAAUGAGACUUGUGGGUACAUUUAUCACUUAAAAGCAGCAAGAAAAAAAUCGCACUGGCAACAUCAUUCAGCCCAGAUUAGUGGAGCUGCUUCUUAAUUUUAAAACAUAUUUAAACAUCAUGUAAAGACAGGUAUGAAAAAUUAUUAACCAAACAUGCUUAUGGCAAGUACAAAGUAAAAAAAAUAAAAAUAGGAUUACAUCUUAACAGUCAUACAUUUUAAUGAAUCAUACUUUAUCACUCGCCUAUAUGUUUAUCUUCUAAAACCUAUAUCUUUCGUACAUUUAUUACUAUCAUUAAUUGGACAGUAAUUUAAGACAUGGAUGCUAUACUAUAAUUAAAUCUGCUGAAAUGAAUAAACUCUGGAUUAUUUUCUCACUUUUAGCUCUGGUUUUAAGUUUCUAUUACUAAUAUACACCAAAUUCAGGCAAAGAAUACCCGAAUGACCAAUUAUCCAAAUUACCUGUUUGCAUCCGAAAUGUGUAU
Carassius auratus (goldfish) is the source of this 3719-nucleotide messenger RNA. RefSeq names its product carcinoembryonic antigen-related cell adhesion molecule 5-like. Lineage: Eukaryota; Metazoa; Chordata; Actinopteri; Cypriniformes; Cyprinidae. The transcript is spliced from 13 exons. The record is from RefSeq and is a predicted model, not a curated record. The coding region runs from base 122 to 3193 and encodes 1023 amino acids.